Molecule: messenger RNA, 2684 nt
Organism: Hydractinia symbiolongicarpus
Lineage: Eukaryota; Metazoa; Cnidaria; Hydrozoa; Anthoathecata; Hydractiniidae
Product: progesterone-induced-blocking factor 1-like
Exons: 15
Coding region: 40-2445 (801 amino acids)
Biological process (GO): cilium assembly
Cellular component (GO): centriolar satellite
Source: RefSeq, a predicted model, not a curated record
UCCAUCACUGCUCUCCUUUUUAGUUAUAGAUUUAAAAAAAUGACAAGUAAUGAAAAGUCAAGCUCUGUGGAUUCUUCAGUCAAACAAAGUUAUGUAAAUGAUGACACCACAAAAAGUGGUAGUCAGUUUUCACUUGCUACCAACAACACUACGAAUGGUAGUACAUUGUCCACCAAUACAGAAUUGGAGACCACAAAUUUUUCAAAUGCAUCUUUGACAGAUGUCACAUCGACAUUAUUAUCAUCUUCAUCUAAUCUAACAGAAACAGAUGUGGAAAAAUCACGAAACAUAACAAGAGACUUGUUGUUGAAAAAACAGUUGCUUCAUGACGUGCAAAAGCUAAAGAUUGAAAUAAGCCAAAAGGAUUUGUUAAUAGAUACAUUAAAAGCUGAUAAUAUGAAUCGCAUCGAUGAUUUAGAGGACAAAUUGACAGAUGUCAACCAUGAAAAGCAGAUGAUGUCAGCAAAGUAUGAAGCAAAGUUGCGUAUGAUUCAAGAAGAAGGAACUAAAAAAAUCAAUAAAUUAAGAUCUGAUCUACAGGAAAGUUUAAAAUCACAAGCAUUGUAUAAAGAGAAAUAUGAAGCAUUGUCUUCCUCAACAUUAAGUUCAAAAAAAUUGCUUGUUGAUGUUGAAUUAAGUGAAGAAGAAUAUCUUGACAUGAAAGGGAAAUCUGAUGAGGAUUUAUCAAUGCAAGAGAUGUUCAAGCUCAAGGUAUAUGAACGUGUGCGUCCAUUAAAAGUUCAAAACGAAACCUUGCAGCAAAGGUUGGAUUUAAUUACAAGUGAUUUGCAUGAUCGAGAAAGUGAGAUAGAGCAAUUACGAAUGGAAAACGAAGAAGAGCGAAAAGUUCGAGCAGAACUUGACAUACGCUGUCAACGCUUUCAGGUCCAAAUAGAAGAUUUACGUUCACAGCUCUCCCACAAAACAUACAGAAAUAAAAAUUAUGAUAAUGUUUCAAGUGAGCGUGACGCUUUAGAAAGACAAAUUGUUGAUUUUGAAAAAACAUGCACUGUUUAUAAAGUUGAAUUAGAAAACAAAGCAAAUCAAAUGGAAGCACUGAGAUCCCAGAUGGUUGAACAAAACCAAACGCUUGCACUUCUGCGCCAAGACAAGGACUAUUUAAGCAAACAAGUGAAUGAAUUACAUCCAAGAUAUAAAGUAUUGGAGGAGAGAUAUGAACAUACAACAAAACAGUUGGAUGAAGUAAAACAUUCCAGAGAAGAACUGUAUGAAAAGUAUCUAAAUUCAAGGGAAACCUACAAAAGAGAGUAUGAAGAACGCAUGAAAAAGGAGUUGGAAGAAUUGUCUGCAAGAACUAACAAUGAAUUAAAUAAAAUAAAGGAAAGCACCACAGAAAUGUAUGAAAGAGAAAAUAGAACUUUACGCGACACAAAGAAUUCAGCGCUGCAGGAACAAAACAGAUUAAUGAAGUCAGAAAAACAUCUCCAACAAAAGUUUAACGAGUUAAUUGGAGAGUUUCGACAGUUGCAAUUGAGUUCAGAUAGUAAAAUUGCAGAGUCUCAAAAUGAAGUGAAAUUAAAAUCUUUUGAACUUGAUCGUGUCCAACUACUUCAUGAAGAAGCGCUUAAUAAUGUGAAACAAAUGGUUCUGCAAAAUGACACGCUUUCAAAGAAAAUGGAGACAAUAAGCAAAGAAUACUACGCAUUGAAAGGUUCAUCAGAAAGACGAUUGACUGAAGUAGAAGGAAGAAAUCAAGAACUUGAAUCUAAACUAAAAAUUUACGAGAAACUUGAACAAGAAUUAGAUGAUGUUGUUAUGCAAGCAGCUGAAAUGACCAGUGAGGAUGAUGCAGAACGUGUUUUGUUUGCAUAUGGUUAUGGUGCAAAUGUACCCAGUACAGCUAAAAGGCGGAUGCAACAAAGUGUUCAUCUUGCAAGAAGAGUUUUGCAACUUGAAAGAGCGAAUACAUCAUUACGUCACGAUAUUGAGCGUGAAACCAAAAAAAGACAAGAAAUAGCAGAGGAGCUUCGGAACACGACUGGUUUACUCAAUGAGGCGCAACAACCCUACAAUUAUUUGAUUGACAGUAUUCGAACACGUGAUGAACAGAACAAUAUACAAAAGAAGACGUUGUCUGCCCUAGAAAAUGAUAUCAGAACGUUAAAAAAAGAGAACAAUGAUUUGAAAUCAUCGAAUAACCAAAUGUCGUGUGAUUUGGAGAGAUUAUUAAACCAAAGAGAGGAAAUAAGUGUGAUAAAACAGGUUUUGGUUGAUUUGAAAUCAUCGCAAGUGGAAGGCUCGUUUAGCAAGACAGGAAAAACCUCUUCAACGAUAUAUGGAGCACAUCAUCGAACUUCAUCAAAAAAAGAUGAUCUUCAGACAACUACUGCUAAUCCAAUCGUUUUUACGAAAUCCGAGCCACCCUCAUGGUACACGAAGUUAAAACGUCAAAACGAUUCAAAAAGCAGAAUCAAGAAGAAAUAGAUCCAGUGGAAACCUCGUCCCUUGGACUUUUUUACACCUAUGUUAUUGUGCCGACUUCUCAGAAUAUCAUUGGCAUAAAAGAACCCUGGAGAUGAGGUUGAUCAAGUGGUAUAUAGCUGGCUACUUGAAACUUCUAAUUUAUUUUUUGCUGUGUCGAUUGAUCAAAGAGGAAAAAAUAUCUUUUUUUAGAUUGUAUAUAUUUGUAUAAUAAAGUAAUUUGUAACUAAGCAAUUACACAA